UACAAGAAUGGCGAAGAGGUGGCUACCCUUCUCGCUUCUAUUUCUGGGAGUUCUCUCCCUGUACAGUGCUGCGUCCGCUGAUAACAGCGGCAUUAAGAAGAUGAAAAUGCAAUUUGCAACAGGACCACUUCUUAAAUUUCAAAUCUGUAUCUCCUGAGGUUACAAGCGGGUGUUUGAGGAGUACACGCAGGCCUUGUACCAGCGGUACCCAGACAUCCGCAUUGAGGGGGAGAACUUCCUUCCGCUUCCCCUCUACCGACACAUCGCUUCCUUCCUGUCCAUGUUCAAAUUGGCACUGAUUGGAUUGAUUAUCAUUGGUAAGGACCCCUUCGCCCUCUGUGGAAUGCAAGCUCCAGGCUUCUGGGUCUGGAGUCAAGAAAAUAAGAUCUAUGCCUGCAUGAUGGUGUUCUUCUUCAGCAACAUGAUCGAAAACCAGUGCAUGUCAACAGGGGCUUUUGAAAUCACAUUAAAUGAUGUGCCAGUGUGGUCCAAGCUGGAGUCGGGUCACCUGCCCUCCAUGCAGCAGCUCGUCCAGAUCCUGGAGAAUGAGAUGAAGAUGAACGUGCACAUGGACACACUCCCGCACCACCGCUCCUAACCCCAAGUGUGCUCCCCCUCGGAUGGCGCCAAAGACCCCUCCGCGUUUGAGGUGGGUUUCUCGAUGGGCAGUGAGGUGAUGUUUAUGAAGGUCUGUGCUGAAGGCAGGAAGACUGCUAGCUCAGACUGGAUGUCCCCCCCAUUGCUUCUCACCACAUCCCUUAGAGAUGCCCCGCCCCUAAUGCUGGACUGGGAUCCAUGGCAACCGUGACGGCUCUACUACUACUACUACUGCAAAUCAUUUAUCCUGGUUCAAUAAACAUUCGGUUUGGGCUCUUGUGCUCACAAGGAUCAAGUCAAGCUCAGCGCUCCUGACAUUCAUGUGGACGGUCUGACAUUAGAGACUUAUUGAUUUCCCCCGCCCCGUUCAGAUUGCAGGUCUUUAGUUGGCCGAAGAGAAUCGAUCCAUCUGCGCUAGUCUUGACGCUAAUUCUUUGAGCCAUUAUGUAUAGUUUAACCACUGUUAGUCCUAAAUUAGCGUAGCUGCCUGUAUCGCCUCUGACAUUGUAUGUGCAUUGUAAUAGCGUUUCCAAAUUUGCAUUUAUUAACUGUUGUAAUUUUUAUAUUUCUUUCCGUAGCUGGAAGUGGAGUUUAGAAGAUUAAUAAAAUGUCUAAUUGUGA
Esox lucius (northern pike) is the source of this 1218-nucleotide messenger RNA. It is a transcript of the gene selenot1a, whose product is annotated as selenoprotein T, 1a. NCBI's taxonomy places the organism in Eukaryota, Metazoa, Chordata, Actinopteri, Esociformes, Esocidae. Gene Ontology annotation, cellular component: endoplasmic reticulum membrane. Gene Ontology annotation, biological process: cell redox homeostasis. Gene Ontology annotation, molecular function: thioredoxin-disulfide reductase (NADPH) activity. The record is from RefSeq and is a predicted model, not a curated record. The transcript has 6 exons.